Messenger RNA from Marchantia polymorpha subsp. ruderalis, 1827 nucleotides. The record is from the annotation of a GenBank genome assembly. Lineage: Eukaryota; Viridiplantae; Streptophyta; Marchantiopsida; Marchantiales; Marchantiaceae.
UAGAGGUUCCAGCGAAUCUGCGGAAGGUUCGAUAAGAUUCUCGCGAAAGCGAAGAGAAUCGCGACGCCACGGGUGCGCCACGCUCGCUGCGUCCUGCUCGGCCUUCAGCUGAACCUCAUCCAAUCUCUUGGGGCCAUGAGCUCCCGCAGCAAAUCACGGCUGGCACCAACGGGGGCACGCUGGCCGUUGCGAGCUCUCGCAGUGGCAGUGGCAGUGGCAGCAGCAGCAGACUCGAAGAGUGUAGCAGCUGCACUUCUCGUCAUCGUCUGGGACAGGCACCCGAGCGACGCUCUGGACAUUUUACGGAGAACUUCGAGGUCUUGAUUGCGUGGAUUUUGAGUAUUUUGCGUGGGAGGGUUUGGAGUGUUGGUGCCCGAGAGGGAGGACAAUGGCCAGCUGCAAGCUGCCAUCGCUGGUGGGUCUGGAUGGACUCAGAUUGUCUCGAGCUGGGUCGAAUUCUUGCUUUGCCUCGCCAUCGUCGAAUGUUUGGAAGCGUAGGGCCAGCAGACGCCCGGAGCAUGCAAGAUUGGCCAUGAGGUGCUCGCUUGAAAGGCCCUCGGAAACGUCUUCUGUACAGACCACUAGCAAUGCUGAAUUUGGGCCCAGCUCUGGUGCCUUAGAAUUCCGUGAACAGGGCAAUGUAGAAGCAAGCUUAAGACGCGAGCAGAAGAAUGCUGCCUCCAGCUCGGGAAACGCGUUCACUUUGUUCAGCGUUGCUCCCAUGCUCAUUGUUCCUGCCAUUGCUGAAGGUGCCGGGUAUUCUCAAGCUAGCUACUACACUUCCCUAGGGCUUUUUGUGAUUUCCGUUCCUGGCGUGUGGUCCUUGGUCAAGCGAUCUACGAAGUCUAAGAUUGUGAAGAAAACUUUUAUUGUCCCUGGACCGGGCGCUGAUAAUGGAAAGAUACCGAGCCAAAUUGCCGGGGAAAUCACAUCUUCCCUGACGAGGAAUAACUUUAAUAUCACGGACAGAGGAGAAGUUGUCACAUUUGAAGGAGUGAUGGUUCCAAGCAGGGGCCAGGCAGCUUUCUUGUCCUUCUGUACGGCAAUCAGUCUUGGCUGUGUUGCCCUUGUUCUUACAAUUACUGCCCCCGACGUCGGCAGUAAUUGGUACUUUUUGACAUUUUUGAGCCCACUCGCAGGUGUGUACUACUGGACCAGGGCAUCUCGCAAGGAGGAGAUCAAAGUCAAAAUGGUAGUAUCAGACGAUGAAACGUCUACAGACGUCAUCCUCCAAGGUGAUGAUGAGCAGAUUGAUCGGUUACGUAGAGAGCUGGAACUUAUGGAGAAAGGCAUGGUGUAUGUCAAGGGACUAUUUGAGAAAUAAAUUUCUCUACAAGAAUCAAAUGUUAGAAGUGCCACGGUAGUUGUAGAAUAGUUUACCCGUAGAUUCCGAAGUGAAGCCAGCAUGAAGCUCCAGGAAGCUUGUGAUUCACAAUUGGAGUGUAUGAAGCCUCUGUUGGAAGAGUAGCGGUUAGUGAAGCUCUUAAGACCUGUCUUAAGUUUUGUCCGAUAUUUCGAAGAUGAGUUUUGUAGGACUGAGGGGAGUUUUCAGCUGGAGAGAUAAGGUCCACCGUGCACAAUGUAUUUUAGUCACUUCAAAUCACGAAACUGUAGAUUUCAUUUUCAAGGACUGCGUAAUAUGUUCACGAGUCAAUCAGUUCAUGCAAGACCGAGAAUCGAACUUCGAGUCUACGAUGGACAACUCGUUUGUACCUUAUGCAGGAACCUUGGCCACUCGAUCUGAAAGGAAGUCUCGAAAUUUUGAAACAUUUCAGUUCGAAGUAAGCGAUGGCAUCCGUAAUUGCUUGUGUUAUACGUUGCUCGAAA